This is a messenger RNA of Hydra vulgaris (swiftwater hydra), 1460 nucleotides long. Lineage: Eukaryota; Metazoa; Cnidaria; Hydrozoa; Anthoathecata; Hydridae. The record is from RefSeq and is a predicted model, not a curated record.
UUAAAUUUUAUUUCUCAAAAAUAAUGUUUUCCUCCAUUUCCAGUUACUCAGUCGAAUGUGGUGAUAACAUCGUGUGUUUUCAAUUUAGAAUAUUUGCAUUCAUAAAAUGCCAAGAAAAUGUUUGACAACUCAUCCUGGCACAAGAAAAUAUGGCACUAAAUCUAAUUACACCAAUUCUACACUUCAAGAGGCUUUAGCCAAAAUUAAAUUAGAAAAAAUGUCGAUUGGUGAAGCUUCUAAAAUUUAUAAAGUACCUAAAGCAACAUUAUUUUAUAAGCUAAAAAGUAAACACUGUAAAUCAGUAGGGCGCCCUAUUGCCCUUAGCAUUGAUGAGGAACUUUGUUUUGAAAAUUACUUACUUUAUUUAAGUGACAAAGGAGUUAAUGAAUUUAAAAGUAUUGUCAAAAUCUAUCUAGAUGAUAGUGGAAAAAAUAUACAACAGUUUAAAGAUAACCAACCAGGUUGGGAGUGGUGUAAACUUUAUCUUGACAGGCAUCCAUCAUUAAAAGAAAAAGUAUCUCAUUGUAUUUCAAGGAAACGUGCACAGAUUAAUUAUUGUCAAAUAAAAUUAUUUUUUCAAAAUCUAGAGAAGGAAUUAAAUGGAGUAACGCCAGAUAACAUUUACAAUAUGGAUGAAACAGGGUUUCAUGAUGACCCUGGAAAAAAAAAAACUUAUUUUUCGUUGAUCCUCUCGCCAUCCAGAACUUAUAAGAAAUACAACAAAAACUUGUUACACUGUUGUUUUUUGUGGAAAUGCCUCAGGAAUACUAAUUCCACCAUUUUUCAUUGUUAAAGGAAACCACAGUUGGUCUGACUGGCUUUUCAAUGCACCAGAAGGAUCAAGAAUGGCAACUUCUUGCAGUGGCUGGAUGGAAAUUCAAAUAUUUGAAGAGUGGCUGUUAAAUCACUUUAUUCCAAAUAUUAUAAAUAAGGAAGGUAAAAAAAUUCUGAUUUGCGAUAAUUUAAGUGCUCAUAUAUCUUUAAAAGCCUUAAAUACAUGUGAAAAGCAUAGUAUAACAUUUUUAUGUUUGGUACCCAAUUCCACACACCUUUUACAACCUUUAGAUGUUGGAUAUUUCUCGAGUUUAAAAGCUGAUUGGAGGUCAGUUCUUAAUCAAUGGCGUAAAACAUCCAGAGGAAAAAAGGUUAAUAACCUGCCAAAAAAUUUGUUUACGCAGCUCAUUAAAUCUACUCUUAAAGUUGGUAAAGAAAAUCUAGAACAUAAUCUCCAAGCAGGAUUUGAGGCUACUGGCAUAUCCAUUUGUACCAGAACAUGUUCUCUCCAAAUUACCCAGUUUUACAAAUAUAAAUAUUCAACUCAAUAUUGGAGAAUCGUUUAGGAAUUAUGUUGAUGAUAUUCAUCUUAAUUAUGAAGUAAGCAAAAAAUUUAAGUUACCAAUAACAGCAGGGAAAAGUGUAUCAGCCACUGAGGUAGAAGCAUACUAUAAGGAAAGAGACAA